Molecule: messenger RNA, 2700 nt
Organism: Myxocyprinus asiaticus (Chinese sucker)
Lineage: Eukaryota; Metazoa; Chordata; Actinopteri; Cypriniformes; Catostomidae
Product: nascent polypeptide-associated complex subunit alpha-like
Exons: 9
Coding region: 84-2594 (836 amino acids)
Biological process (GO): protein targeting to membrane
Cellular component (GO): cytoplasm; nascent polypeptide-associated complex
Source: RefSeq, a predicted model, not a curated record
CAGAGUUGUGACAUCAGAGCGACGCAGAGGUCAGAAACCCUCUCUUACAGCCAUCUUGGAUCCUGUGCCCUGAUCUAUCCAGAAUGCCAGGCGAAGCCACAGAAACUGUCCCUGUUACAGAGCAGGACAUGCAGCAGCCACAGGCCGAGACGGCCACACCUGCUGGUCCUGUGCCUCCCCCUGUUGCUGCGGCCCCUGUUCCCUCUCAGGCAAAGCCUAAAGAGGGCAAGACUAACCCCAAGCUGUCAACAUCUCUCACCUCUGCUCCUAAAGCUGUUCCUGCUGGACGCAGGAAACGCUCCUCUCUUUCUGCCUCCUCAAGCUCCCCCACCUCUCCAAAAUCUGCCUCUGGCCCUCGUGCUACCCCACCAUGCUCCCCCCUGGCUUCUCCUCCAGCUGACUCUCCAGUCACUGGGAAAACUGAUCAAACUGUUCCCAAGGUUAUAAAGGCUGGCAAACAGGGAAAGCAACAAAAAGCAAAGUAUUUCAAACCUGCCGAACAUGAGCAAACGGUUGCACCUCCCUCCGCCACUAAGCAUGCUCAAGAGCCUGCACCAGUUGCAACUAUGCGGUCUAUUGCUAUACCAGAACCAGAGGUAGCAAAACCAGCUGAAGAUUCAGCUGAUUCCCCUGUCUCUCCCAAAGUUGCUGUGGCUCCUGUGGCUUUUAAAAUAACCUCCAAGCCUGCUGCACCUGCACCCAAAUCAUUUACAGCAGACAUGGCCUCCAGUCCACCCAAAGUGGCUGAAGCUCCCAAGGUUACCAAUGAAGUACCAAAAGAAGCAACCGCUGCUGUUUCGAAACCCAAGAGUUCUGCACCUCCAAAAGCAGCAGCUAAACCUGGCCCUGCCCCAGUGACAGAUGUAAAGGCAGCCCUGGCUGCUUCUGUUAGCAAAGCAAAAUCUCCAAAAGAUAAGCCAGCUGUGGCCCCCCCAAAGCCUGCUCCCUGGGUUGUGCCAGCAGCAUUACAGGAUGAUGAUGAUCUCCCACCACUCAUACCACCUGAGAAUCCUGUUACAAUGCCUCUUUUCCCACACAUGCCACCUAGCACAAUCCCUGUAGUUACCCCAGCAGCUCUGAACACUGAGCUUGUCCCUACCAGUAAGGAAUCUGCCCCUAAGGUUGAGGCUGCUUCUGCCACUAAAUUUCAGCCUGCCCUUAAAGUUGAGGCUGCUCCUCCACCAAAAGUUGAAUCUGCUCCUGCACCUGAAGUUGAGGCUGCUCCUGCCCCUAAUGUUGAGGGUGCUCCUAAAGCUGAGGCUGCCACUAAAUCUAAGCCAGCCCCUGCUGCUAAAGUUGAGGCGACUGCUACCUCUAAAACUAAGCCAACCCCUGCCCCUAAAACUAAGCCAACCCCUGCCUCUAAAACUAAGCCAGCUCCCACCCCUAAAGUUGAGGCUGCUCCCGCCCCUAAAGUUGAGGCUGCUCCCGCCCCUAAAACUAAGCCAACCCCUACCUCUAAAACUGAGCCUGCUCCCGCCCCUAAAACUGAGGCUGCUCCCGCCCCUAAAGUUGAGGCUGCUCCCGCCCCUAAAGUUGAGGCUGCUCCCGCCCCUAAAACUAAACCAACCCCUGCCUCUAAAACUGAGCCUGCUCCCGCCUCUAAAACUCAGCCAACACCUGACUCUAAAACUAAGCCAGCUCCUGCCCCUAAAGUGGAGGCUGCUCCCGCCCCUAAUGUUGAGGCUGCUCCCGCCCCUAAAACUAAGCCAACCCCUGCCUCUAAAGUUGAGGCUGCUCCCGCCUCUAAAACUCAGCCAACACCUGACUCUAAAACUAAGCCAGCUCCUGCCCCUAAAGUGGAGGCUGCUCCUGCCCCUAAAGCAAAGACAACCCCUGUCCCUAUAGUUGAGGCUGCCUCUAAAGCUAAGCCUGCCCCUACCUCUAAAGGUGAGGCUCUUCCUGACGCUGCUCAUAAAGCUGAGCCUGUCCCUACCCUUACAGUUAAACCUGCCCCCUUUCCCAUACCAGUUAAACCCCCAUCCAUACUGGAGCCAGUCAUCAGGAACGACAAGGGGUCUGGUACUGAAUCUGACAGUGAUGAAUCUGUUCCUGAUUUGGAGGAACAGGACUCUGCACAGACACAAACACAACAGGCACAGCUUGCAGCUGCUGCUGAAAUCGAUGAGGAACCUGUCAGCAAAGCAAAACAAAGCAGAAGUGAGAAGAAAGCAAGAAAGGCCAUGUCUAAAUUGGGUUUGAGACAAGUUGCAGGCGUUACCAGGGUAACCAUUCGCAAGUCUAAGAACAUACUCUUUGUCAUCACCAAACCAGACGUCUACAAAAGUCCAGCUUCAGAUACAUACAUUGUCUUUGGUGAAGCCAAGAUUGAAGACCUGUCCCAGCAAGCUCAAUUGGCAGCUGCAGAGAAGUUCAAGGUCCAAGGAGAAGCUGUUUCAAACAUUCAGGAAAACACACAGACACCUACAGUACAGGAGGAGAGCGAAGAAGAAGAGGUUGAUGAGACCGGAGUGGAAGUCAAGGACAUUGAGCUGGUCAUGUCACAGGCCAAUGUGUCCAGGGCAAAGGCUGUGCGUGCACUGAAGAAUAACAAUAAUGACAUUGUCAAUGCUAUUAUGGAAUUGACGAUGUAAAUGGAGAUCAGGGACUGGGUCACAUUAAGAUGUUGCUGAUUUGAUCUACACUAUUGUUUGUACAAUUUAUACCCAAGAGAAAUAAAGGUGUGGUUUGAUGAAAUGA